Oreochromis aureus is the source of this 521-nucleotide messenger RNA. RefSeq names its product hemoglobin embryonic subunit alpha-like. Gene Ontology annotation, molecular function: peroxidase activity; heme binding; oxygen binding. The record is from RefSeq and is a predicted model, not a curated record. NCBI's taxonomy places the organism in Eukaryota, Metazoa, Chordata, Actinopteri, Cichliformes, Cichlidae. The transcript has 3 exons. Gene Ontology annotation, cellular component: blood microparticle; hemoglobin complex; haptoglobin-hemoglobin complex. Gene Ontology annotation, biological process: hydrogen peroxide catabolic process; oxygen transport. Bases 12 to 446 code for a protein of 144 amino acids.
CAACGGGCAAGAUGACCAGUCUUUCUGCAAAGGACAAGAACACAGUCAAAGCCUUCUGGGCUAAAGUGGCUGGCAAGGAGGAACAAAUCGGCUGUGAUGCUGUCUCCAGGAUGCUGACAGUGUACCCUCAGACCAAGACUUACUUCUCCCACUGGAAGGACCUGAGCCCCGGCUCUGCCCCGGUGAAGAAGCACGGAGCAACCGUGAUGGCUGCAGUUACUGAUGCUGUCAGCAAAAUCGACGAUCUGACCGGAGCUCUUCUGAGCCUCAGUGAGCUGCACGCCUUCACUCUGAGAGUGGACCCUGCUAACUUCAAGGUUCUGUCUCACAACCUCCUCGUGGUCCUGUCUACCAUGUUCCCUGACGACUUCACCCCUGAGGUCCAUGUGGCUAUGGACAAGUUCCUGGCUGCUGUGGCUCUCGCCCUGUCUGAGAAAUACAGAUAAACUGCACACAGGAGCAGAGGACUGCAUUAUGUGCUUUCAUACUUACUACGACUCUGACUUUCAAUAAAACAUUGA